Messenger RNA from Aspergillus costaricaensis CBS 115574, 1953 nucleotides. RefSeq lists its product as uncharacterized. Lineage: Eukaryota; Fungi; Ascomycota; Eurotiomycetes; Eurotiales; Aspergillaceae. The annotation marks the transcript as partial. The transcript has 2 exons. The record is from RefSeq and is a predicted model, not a curated record.
AUGACAGCAUCUGUUGAGAUAUUGCAGUCCGAGUAUGGUUUGAGCUUUCAACCCGGGGAUUCAUGCCUUCAUGAACGGCUAUCUGAGUUCCUCGAGACCAAGGCAGCUCAAGUGGAGGAGAAGAAGUGGAUGAUAAACCUAGGGACCCAUGCUAUCAUCGUCCGAGAUCAACUUACCAAGGUCUUCCAAAAUCUCCUUGCGGUUAAGGAUAUUGUGACAACUGCAGCGAAUGCAAGUCUAGCAGCCUCACUUGCCUGUGCUGGAAUAAUGGCUUGUUUUACGACGGUUAUCCAAGCAGCAGAGCAGCAUUCCCAUCUUUUGCAAGGCUUAGAAUCUAUUUCUGAUUUGAUUUGCCGACUUCACGUAAUGGAGCGCCUCUAUUUGCACUCGAGCACAGAACAGGACAUUAGCCUCCUCGAUAAUCUUCGGAAAAUCAUUAUUUCAUUCUACUCAAAGAUACUAGAAUUCCAAGCCCGAGCGCUCUGCUAUUUACACAAACCUCGAGCAUCCCGGUUCUGGAGAGAUGUUCUUAACCGGGACGGCUGGACCAACCUGCUGCAAGAAUUUGAGAGAUACCAGAAUACAAUAGGUCGAACCACUUGCGUAAUUGCAGAUGCAGAAUCAAGGCAAAGGCAUGAAGAGCUUCAAAAUGAAUAUAAAAAGAUACUGGAGGCCUUACGCGAUCGCGAUACAUGGACAACAACAUCCGAUCGAGACAAGCAGGUGAAACGGUUUCUGAACCUGCUCUACACUUGUCCCUAUAAGGACCGGAAAGACCGAAACAAUAAGCGUGUCCCUGGGACCUGUGAGUGGUUCAUAGGACACAAUAAGUUCCAUGCCUGGCAAGGAAGCUCAGGCGACGAUCUUUCCGGUCUACUAUGGGUAUCAGCUGAUCCAGGAUGCGGCAAGUCGGUCUUGACUCGAUAUCUAGUGGAUGAAGUUCUUAUCAGCAAUGAUAAGCGAACAGUCUGCUAUUUCUUCUUUAAAGACGAUUUUGCUGACCAGAAGAGUGCAACAAGCGCGCUUUCAGUGAUAUUAAGGCAGCUAUUCAUAGCUCAGCCUCACCUUUUGCACGAUGCAAUCCUGGACAAAGUGGACACUGAUGGCGACCAGCUGAUCCAGUCAUUCUCAGAGUUGUGGAAUAUAUUGAUGUUAGUUUCGACCAAUCCCAAGGCAGACGAGAUAAUCUGUCUCAUUGAUGCCUUAGAUGAGUGCCAGGACGAGGAUCGGAACCGGCUCAUCAAUGCCGUCAACGAUUUCUACUCAGGCCCCCAUAAUAAUAGCAAGCUGAAGUUUUUGUUCAUGAGUAGACCCUAUGAGCAUAUACGGCGUGGUCUCUCUGAUCUCAUAACAAUUCUACCCACAAUUCAUUUAAGUGGUGAUGGUGAGAGAGAGGCUGAGCAAAUUUCACAAGAAAUCAACCUUGUUAUCUCGACAAGAGUGCACGAUAUCAGCAGACAGAGAUCAUUGACGAAUGGAGAGUGCGAGAUGCUCAUACACAAACUUACUGCGGUUUCAAAUCGAACUUAUUUAUGGGUGAGCUUGAUAUUAGAUGUUCUUGAAAACACCCCGGAGUUCUCAAAAGGCAAGGUCCACCGGAUACUGAGCGAUCUACCUACCACCGUCGACAGUGCCUAUGAGAAAAUAUUGGAUCGGAGUCCUGAUAAAGAGAAGGCAAAGACUGUUCUUCAUAUCAUUACAGCUGCCAUGCGACCUCUUUCCUUGGAUGAAUUAUCUCUCGGUCUUGCACUUAGUGCAGGUUAUCAAGAUUCGACAGAUAUAGCUGAUAACAUGGAACCAGCAUAUCGCUUCAGGAAGACUUUGAGAGACCUUUGCGGACUCUUCGUGAUCAUUCUGGAUGACAAGGUCUACCUCCUUCAUCAGACCGCGAAGGAGUUCUUGGUACAGGAUAGCAACUCUACUCCGGACAAAACUCUUUCGCAAUCCACAACA